GUCCUUGAAUUAUCUGAGCUAUGUAUUAUGCAAAUUAGCAAAGACUUGGCUCAAUGCGAGACAUUCGUACGUACCCAACCAGUCCCCGGUCUCGAUCGGAAUAUGCUGUCGUUGAUAUUUGCUGAUUUGCGUCAGCUACUGGAUCUGUUCCUCCGAGACGACUGGAAUUUGUACUUUGAGUCGCGAAAUAAAUCAACCGGUAAUCCCUACGAUCGUGUUCAACCCAGUGUGGCGAUCAAACUGUUGGAACGGGUACGUGACACAGAAAAGAAACGUGCCGGGUUUCUCAGCGCCAUGCGAAAAGAAGAACGCGGUCGACGAAAGAAAUUGGACGACGUGAUUCGUCAACUGCGCGAACUGAACGUGGCUCCUCAUCCGUGA
Molecule: messenger RNA, 381 nt
Organism: Echinostoma caproni
Lineage: Eukaryota; Metazoa; Platyhelminthes; Trematoda; Plagiorchiida; Echinostomatidae
Source: the annotation of a GenBank genome assembly